Molecule: messenger RNA, 2043 nt
Organism: Glycine soja
Lineage: Eukaryota; Viridiplantae; Streptophyta; Magnoliopsida; Fabales; Fabaceae
Exons: 5
Coding region: 321-1463 (380 amino acids)
Source: RefSeq, a predicted model, not a curated record
AUAUUUUGAUUUUGAACUGUCUCAAAGGGACCAUGAAACCUUAAUAAAAGCAACUUGUCUUCUUACAUUCUAUUAUCCUCCAACUCACUUCUACUAGACCACCACCCCCCCCUCUCCUUUUUCUUUCUCUCUCUUCCUUUUUCUCUCCUUGGCUGGGUCCCAAUCCCUGCACACACAGCUGGUUCAUUAUUAAAUCUUCCUCAACCAGCAACUUCAACUUCCUCGUUCCCCCCCUUCAUUACCCUCGUAACUCGUAACGGCUUCAUACCCCUUUCUUUUCCUUCGUUCAAGUUAGAAUCUUUUGCUUCACUCAGUGAGCCAUGGAUGACGCUGAGUUGGACGCCGCGUUCGGGUUUCCGUCUGAGUUCCCCUACGAGUUUGACUCGGUUGGGGCCGAACCGGCUGAUUCCGGUUCGACCGGAACCGAGAGCAGCGACGAGGAAGACUUCUUCGCCGGGUUGACUCGCCGGCUGAGUCACACCUCACUCAAUGAAACAAGGAAGGAACAACAAAAACUCAAUGUUCCCAUCUGCAACAGCGACAAAACCGAGAAUCAGAAGAUGAUGGCUCGCGGUUUGGCCGGGUCGCCUCAGUCUAUACUGAGCGGAAUCGGAAGCUGGUCGGGUCGGAGCGGAGGGUCCGGCGACGGAAGCCCGAACGGGUCUUCCCGUGUUGCGUCGCCAACCACGACGCCGUUUGAGGGCUCAAACGACGCGUUGGAUGUGCUGUAUGCAGCUGCAGGGCAAGUUGCGAGGUUGAAGAUGAACGACGAAGUCUCUUCGAAGUUCGAUUUUCAGAGCAGGGGAGUGCUGGGUGGUCUUCCUCCACCUGUUGCGGCGGAGAACGCGUUUUUUGCAAACCAGGGUGUUUCUCAGGUUCGGUACCAGCAAGUGAGAACAGAGCAGGUGCUGAAGCAGCAGUGUGGUUCGGUUUGGGGGAGGCAAGAGAAGGCUAAUUGGGCAACUCAGCAGCACCACCAGCCCCAAGUUCAGAAUAGGGUUCGUGUUUUGCGUGAGUUUGGGUAUGACUAUGAAGCUGUGAAUUGCACGCACGUUUUGCCUCACUCUGCAUGGCACCCUCUUCAAGUGAAGGACCAGAAUACCCAACAGGUGCCUUAUUUCGGAUCCGGGUCGCGACCCGGGUUGCAAGGUGGAUCCGGUGUUACUAAAAGGGGUUGCGCUGGAACAGGGGUUUUCUUGCCUCGUCAAUAUGGGGCCCCUCCUCCUGAAUCUCGCAAGCAAACAGCUGCACCUGUUUUGGUCCCAGCUAAGGUUAUUCAUGCUCUGAACCUCAAAAUUGAUGACCUCAAUAGCCAACCACGUUUCUUGGGUGCUUUUGACGUGGACUAUGAUGCUUUGUUAGCGAGGAGGAAUGCUCUUCUCUUGCAGCAGAAGUUAAGCAUGCUGCGAGAAGAGGCAGCUAACUAUGAAGCUCUUAGCCUGCCUCAAGAAUGGACGUACUGACUCCUUUGAUAAUAGUGUUCAUUCAAACAAGAUUCAAUUCCUAUAAGUUAAUCCUUGCUGAAGAAAGAAAGCUAGUGAAAUUAGUAGGUUUGUGAUAGGGAAGUUGGUUUUUUUAGUUUUUUUAUGGUAUAAAGAUGAGAUUCAAGAAUGUGUUUGGGUAGUUUAGGGGCAAUAAAUCAUCCGGUUUUUUGAGAGAGAUGCAGCUUUUGGGAUCUGUUGUUAGUUGAAGAAACAGUGAAAGAUAGUAAGCAGUUUAGGGGAUUUUUUUUUUAAUUUAAAUCUAUGAUUAAGAAUAUAUUUAUUAUUUGUAAUAAGUGGGGUUCGUUUUCUUCCAUGUUAAUGUUAAAUUAAUGUUGAUGGAAGAAGGGUAAAGGGCUUAUUGUGUUGGAAGAGAGGGUUCAAAGUCUAGCUGGGAAAAAGUGUUAGAAGAUUGGCCAUACUCUUUGUAAAAGCUCUUGCUGGUAAUAGAAUAGUAUUUAAUAAGUUAUACAAUAUAUGCAGGAAAGGCAAGUCUUGUGUAAUUCCUCAAAAUCCUCCGUGUCUCUAUCCUCUUACUGUUGAAGGGUUGCAUUUUAAGCUU